GUGGAGAGUUACGCGCAUGCGCUUGUACGAUGCAGCGUCGGUCAGUGCCCUUCCCAAGAUGGCGGCUACGUUGCGACUUGGCCGGGAGAGGAGCGUUGAUGCGACGGCGCGACAAGCACCAAUUCCCUUCCGAAGAUGGCGGCUGCGAGGUGCUUGAGGAAAACGUGGAAUUAUCCUAUGGCGUUUAGGGUGGGUUUUCCCCCCUUCGCCCCCGUUUAUAUGCGAGAGGGCUGGGGGCGCUGUAAACUUUGCAUUUUCAGGCUUUUUAAAGGCUUGAGUUUCUUAGGUAGCCCGAGCCAUUAAUUUGCGGGUGGUCAGACUUUCCUGAACUGUGGCUUAUAGGAGAAUAUGAUGCUCUCAGGUUGCAAACCCGCCUCAGUGUCGACCCAGAUAAACCUAAAAUGCUGGUGUGUUUUUCUUGUUUUCGCGAUUUUUUUAGGGAUGUGUGUGUGUUUUGAAUUGGUUCCGCUAAUAAUUUUAUUGCUUUAUUAUCUUUUUGAAAACCCGCUUUGAGGGUGAUUAUUUUUGUUUUUUUAAAGCAACCCAGCAGCAUGCAAAUGUUAUGAAAUUGCAUGCAGCCUUAAUAAUUGCAAUAAUAGUGGUGGUGAUUAAGACCAGCCACCCCCCCUUAACUAAAAUGUGGAUUCAUCAAUAACUGGUUAUUUUUAUUCUUUUGGGGCACCACUUGCCUUGCUCUGGAUUCUGCUUAGUUUUAUUUUGUUCGUUUGUUUCAUGAAAUGUAUGUAAAAUUCAUACAACCUCAAAGCAGCUUGCAAAUGGAUAAGACACAAAUGUUCAACCCCCAAUCUUUGGCUCUGUGACUUGUUUGUUAGCCCACCUCUCUCCCCUCACUUGGAAAUAAUGAAGUUCAUACUUCCACCUGGUGGUUAUGUAUGCCAUGCUAGUCUUAUAUGUUUACAUUUAUCUUCUCUUUCUCUCUGUAUAUCUUUUCCACUCAAAGAUAUGGGCGGGGUAUAAAUAAAUAAUAAUUAUUAUUAUUAUUGUCAAAGCAGCUCACAACAGUAGCAAAAUUGUUUUAUGCCAACAUAGCUUUGCAACUCUAAUUAGACAAACAUUCUGAUGAUUUUUAGUAUUUCUGCCCCCCCAUAGUGUUUUUUAUUGUUGCCCUGAUACUUUAUAAUAUGGUGACAUAGAUACAUUUCUAUGAAUAAAAGAAAACAUUGUGAAAUGCAUAAAAGCAAACAAUUAAAAAUCGUUUUGAAGACUAGCAAGUUUGUUUCUCUGAGCUUCUUAGGGAUGUGGAUGGUCACUGUUUGGCAAAGACAUGCUGGAUUGGGCCUCUCUAGCUUAGCAAUGUUGUCCUUCUACUACUUUCCUUGGCCGCAUAAACCUGCAUUACUCCCUAUAGUUCAGUGUUCGAAACUACCAUUGUUCUAGGCGCAUUUUGCGACAGGGAAUUUCAUUAGCAUGAGCCAUUUCUGAGUUUAGUACUGAGCCUGAGAUUUCAGAUUUAAAUUGCAGAGUGGAAGGAAAGGAGGACCUUUUUCUGUCUCCUACUUCCAGCUACUCUGGGGAAUAUUAGUGGUGGUGGGCAGGGUGAGGACUAAACUGUUUAGCUGCAGUUCAUUCAUUUUCAGCGUUGUAGUCUUGUUUUUAAAAAGUUCCUAGACAUUCCGUUGUUGUGCCCAUAACCUAGUUUUAAGGUGCCAUUUAGCUCCUGGCUUUCAUAUCUCAGUUUGUAGCACUGCUGUAGUUCUGCCUGGCUGUGAACAUGUCUUUGGGUCUCAUAACUAGCCCUUUUUUCUGUUUGUCUACCCUCAGGGCCUGGCUACUGUCAUACCCAAGGUCUCCCAAGUAGAUAAUUCUUCUGAUUUCUUGGGCAAAAUUCCACAUCGCCAGCAUCCGGGCAUCCUCCAUCUCAAAAAUGUUAGGCUUCCUCCUGAACUGGUAGAAGUAGCUCACUUUCUGGUAACUGGUAAGUAAAACCCAUUAACAAUGACUCCUCUGUGAUAUGUGGGGUGGGAUGAAGGGUAGUGGACUCAUAUGCACUUCAUAGAUUUGUUGGGUGGGCUGGAUUCACUCUUCCCAACUCCAGAGGUGCGGAGUUAAAGAAUGAUUUUGUAAUAAACUAUUGUUGUUUUCUUGGUCCCUUGAUUUUGUAUAUCGGGGCUGGAGAAUACAUGACCCUUCAGGGUGUGUUGGACUACAACUCCCAAUCAACACGGACAAUAGUUAAAAAUGAGAGUUGUAGACCUGUAAACUCUGGAGGACUACGGGUCUCCUAGCUUUGAAGAGGGAAUGGUCCUUGGGACUUCAUUUUCUUAUUUUGGUGUUAGAGAGAGAGAGAGAGAGAGAGAGAGAGAGAGAAUACGCAUAUACACACAUGUGCAGUGAUUGCUUUUUAUUGUAUUGCUCCUCUGAGCAGUGCAAAUGUAUCGGAAAUGCAGGAUAUAAAUCAUCUGCAUUAAUAAACAACAACAAUGAUAAAGAUAAUAUUUUGUAGCUUAUUCCUCAAGGAGGUGCGGGGAUUUGGACUUGUAUCAAUGAGGAGUUAAGCCUUCAAGUGUUGUGGGCCUAACUCUGUGCAACUCCCUCUUGCAAAAAGUUAGACAGGCACCAUCCCUACUGAGUUUCAGUUGCUUAGUCAAAACUCUUCUGUUUCAGGAGGCCUUUGCACCAUGAAUGCUUCUCAGAUGUUUUCCUUUUCCUUUUAGAUUUUAAAUUAUUGAUGUUUUAAAAAUCUGAAGCCUUCAUUUAUGUUUUUAAUUUUGUACAUGGUAUAUUUUAUAACUGUAAGCUUCCUGGAGACCCACAUUGGGAAAAGCAAGGUAUACAUUCCUUAAAUCAAUAAAUAAUUAAGUGCUUCCCCGCCCUUGUUGUGCAAGUACAGUUGAACCUCUAGUUACGGACUUAAACUGUUUCGGGGUGCCAUUUGCACCCUGAAAAGUCUGCAACUAGAGUGCCACUUCUGCACAUGUGUGCAGCGCAAUCGAGCACUUCUGCGCAUGUGUGAAGCGCACAGAUCGCUUUUGCGCUUGCACGGGUGGCAAACCUGGAAGUAAACCCUUUUGGGUUUGCCAUGUUCAUAAGCUGAAAGUCCGUAACAAGAGCAGAACGCAACAUGAGGUAUGACUGUACACAUCUACAUUUUGAGUUGGUGACAGAUCAAGGAUUCAUAUAGACUGGAUUGGGGAGCAAAAGACUUCUGUUUUGUUUCUGCUUCUAUUAAAUACUUAGAAUUCAAAACCCCUUGUUUAUCUGCUGCAGAUUUUUGGGGGGAUGUACUUAACUACCUGUUGCUCUUCCCCUGAUAAGAAAGUUCCCUGCAUGUUGAUAGCAUCAUAACAAUCUGAGAAAGUGCUUUGGGUCUUCAAGUGAGAGCUGCUGUAGGUGCCCCUACCCUGACUAGCUUUUCGUUUCCCCCAGAAUCCUCCAUGCGGAAUCUGGAGCAACAAACCAAGGCCCUCACCAACUACCUGUGGAGCCGCAAACGCCCCCUGGAGGCUGCAGAUCUGCGCAGGAAGGCUCAUGAAUUGGAGCAGAAAUUUCGGGAGAAGAAAAGUGAGUGCAGAUUUGUGGGGUAGUUGUGGAGGAGACAAUACCUGUUCCCAGAGAGUGAGGAUAUGAUGCUGUUCCCAACUUAGCCAUGUAACCUGCUGGGCGAUCUUGAGCUAGUCACACUCUUUUAGCCUAACGUACCUUACAUGUUGUUGCAUGGGGGUGGGUGGGAGAAAGGGGUUGAAUAAUGAUUGAUACUAGUGUGGGAGAAGAGUGGAGUUAAAUAAAAUAAUUCGACUUCUUCUGUCUCAGAUGCCACGGGCCCUCUGGAUGAGGAAGCCGAGGCGAAGCUGCAGAAAAAGGUCUUGGAUGCACUUCGAAAAUCGACUUACCACUGGGAGGAGCUGAAGUGAGUGUCCUGGGGACCUUGCCAGAAACCAAGGACCUGAUUCUCUUGGGAAGAUUUGGUGUGAACAUAGCAUGCUGUCUCAUAUUACUGAAUGCAGACUGGCAGUCCUUCUUUUAUUGCAGAGCCUUUUGUUUCCCGUUCUAAAUACAGAGAAUCAAUAUGGUGACUUAUUCCAAACAGUAAUCUACAGCAAACUUACGUGGUCCUGGACAUGCAUUCUUACAUGGCUUUAGAUAAAUUCAUGGAGAGUAGCACUGUCUGUUGGUGGCUACUAUGCAAAUGGAUGUUUACUUCUUCUAGUGCCAGAGAUAAAGUGGGUCUGAAUAUCAGCUGCAAGCAGAAUAGGGCUAUCACCCUCAUUUCCUGCUUGUGGGCUUUGCACAAUAAUCUAGUUAGCUAUUAUGGGAGCAGAAGGCUGGACCAGAUGGGCCAUGGUCUAUUCUCAGAAGGUUGAAUUAAAUUUGGCCAGCCUGCAGAAGACACCCGGCUCUUUAUUGUAACAGGGAUAAGUCGAUAGCAACAACUGGUAGUAGAGCAGAUACGACUCAUUACACAAUUUAGACCAGCAGGGAGCUCUCGCUCAGCCCUUUUUUGUGGUGCGGUGCUUUCCCUUUUCUCUCAGUGGCACAGGCUGUGAGAAUUGUGCUCCUUGCUGACUUGGUUAUGUGGUUUGUCUUUUCCUAGGUACACUGAAGAGCUCAGCUUUAUAUACAUGGCAGCCCGGAUGGACGGGGUUUUUGCAGCUGUGACCCGAGCUUUCCAUGAAGUGAGUUGACAUUUCAAGUUUUUAGUGGGUGGAGUAAGGUGAGAAGAUGGCUGUGUACUACAUGUUCAAAAUAACUUGGUGGCUAUUAAUUUACUAGUAGUUAAAACAUAACCAAACAUUCAUUUGGUAAAACUCUGGAUUAUUCAGGCUUCUGACUAAAAAAGGUAAAGGGACCCCUGACCAUUAGGUCCAGUCGUGACCGACUCUGGGGUUGCAGCGCUCAUCUCGCUCUAUGGGCCGAGGGAGCCGGCGUUUGUCCGCAGACAGCUUCCGGGUCAUGUGGCCAGCAUGACUAAGCCGCUUCUGGCGAACCAGAGCAACACAGAAACGCCAUUUACCUUCCCGCCGGAGCGGUUCCUAUUUAUCUACUUGCACUUUGACGUGCUUUUGAACUGCUAGGUUGGCAGGAGCUGGGACAGAGCAACGGGAGCUCACCCCGUCACAGGGAUUCGAACCGCCGAUCUUCUGAUCGGCAAGUCCUAGGCUCUGUGGUUUAACCCACAGCGCCACCUGCGUCCCAGGCUUCUGACUAGUGCAGCAUUAUUUAGAUAUGAGAACCCCAGGUUCUCAUCCCCUUUGAGCAAAGGAUUUGCUUUGUUGGGGUCUUCUGGCAAGCCCUACCUUUAUGUAAGCAAAACAAAAAAAACCCAGAGGGAUUCUGUCUCCAUCCAUUGGCUGAAAGGAACAGGAACCGUGAAUAGUUUCAAGAGAAGAUCAGCCUGACCUGAGCUGCAUAUAAGUGCCUUGCUAUGGGUCACCACUUUGUCCUGGCCUUGAAUAACAGAUCGUCCCUCUCUACAUUUUCCCUCAGCACCUCUUCCUCAUACGUCUUGCCUUUUUAUUUUUGGGUUUGUAAGGCUGUUUGCAAAUGCUCCACCCCACCAAUUGGUAUGAGCGAAUUUGGCAAACAGUAAUUUGCCACGGCAAACAGGAUUAAAAAUGCAGGAAAUAAAUAAAAUAGAUAUGGCUUGGGUUCCCUUCCCCUCGUAUAAAUGCUUUCUGAGCCUGUGGUCAGUAUUUCAUUCUUGGUGACCUUCUGGGGGCCAAAUAACAGUGGAUAGGGUGAGAGGCAAAAGUAUGCGGAUCAGGAAACAAAAAGUUUCCCUUUGUUCAAGAGGCUAGUGUCUAUACGUAUCCACAUGCACACACCUCUGUCCUCCACCCUGGUGAGCAGGAGCCAUUAUUGGAGUUCAAGGGCACAUUCCAGCCAGGUUAAGAAUAAUCAAGGAGGGUAUUAUUUGUGAUGUGGUGUGAGAGUCCUGGGGAGCAAAUGGAGAGAGGCCCCAGGAUUGACAUUCCCCAUCCUUGAUUUAUACACUGCCCAUUAAAUGACCAAGCUGCUUCACCUGCAUUGUUUCUGUAAUGGUUAACAACAGCCCUAUAAGGUAGGUCAGCAUUAUUUAGUAUGAUUCAUAAUCUGAGACUCUUAUACCUGGCUGGCUUUUGCUCGCUCUAUUAGCCCAUGCACAAGCUGCAGUUAGGUGAGCAAAGUUGCUUUGUACACUCUCCCUGCUGUGGCAGUGCAAAGCAGGUGUUUCCUGUAAGGUUUGAAUUUCUAGCGGGUAUUUGAAAGCUUUCUGGGCUGCGUCUGUGGUAUUCCGCUAAGCUUUCCUCAGAGUAGACCCCUAGAAAUUGAUAUACAUUAGGUCCAUUAAUUUUAGUAGGCCUACUCUUGAGUAAAACUUGGUUGAAUGCCAUCCUGUUUUGUUUUUGUAUAGUUAAUUACUUUGGUGUUGCUUUUAAAGUGAUCGUUAUCGCACUGCAGGGUUCAUUUGUAAAUACCGUACCCUACUUUCAAAUGGAGAACGGGGUCAUAUGUUUUUUUAUUUUUUUGUAUAUAAUUUUUAUUAAAUUUUCUAAAUUGCAUUUCAAAAUACUCAUUUAAACAACCUUAAAUCAAUGGCUUCCCUUCUUCCCUUUCCGUGGUUCAUUUUGCAUACCAUACAUCCCUGCAUAUUUUACAUGAACUAAACCGUUCAGUAAUCCAUUGUUACAUCCAUCAAAACUUACUUACACUGUUGAAUUUAUCUUAAUGCUACCAGUGUUUUUAAAUGAACACAAUUUUCACCCAUAUAUUCAGUAAACGUUUUCCAGUCUUCUUUAAACAUGCAUUCUUCUUAUUCUCUUAUUCUAUAAAUUAAAUCCACAAGCUGUGCGUAUUCCAUCUGUUUUAAGUUGCCAUUCUUCUUUAGUUGGGACCACUCUCAUUUUCCAUUUUUGGACUAACACGGGCCGCAGUAGUAGCAUACAUAAAUAGUCUUUUUUAACACUUGGGAAUUUUCCUCUGAAUUAUCCCCAACAAAAAGGACCCUGGUUUUUUGGGGAAAGGUUCGUAUGUAUGCUCAAUUGACAGCAGUCCUUGGUUUAUGAAGCAAUUUCUCUUUUUUGCCUCCUUCAGAUCCAGAAGAGAGUCUCGGACUUUGAGCCGCGCACCCUGUUGGAUUUCGGCUCAGGAACGGGUGCAGUCACCUGGUGAGAAACCAUGUCAAUUCCUGAGCAGCAUUGAGGGAGGGAGGGAGGGAAAUAUUGAUGUAAAUAGGGGUGGGGAACCUGUGGCCCUUCUGCUGCUGGACUCUUAACUCCCAUCAGCCAGCAGGUUAGUGGUCAAGAAUAAUAGUAACUGUAUUCCAGUAUCUGGAGGGCCACGGGUUCUUUAUCCCUGGUCCAGGAGUCUUCCCAUCCCAGCAGCUCGGAUUUUUUAGAAGAGACCAUUCAUAGACGUGCCACCCUGCUCCUUUCUUUCCUCUCCUUCCCCUUCACUUUAGGGCAGCACACGGCAUCUGGGGCAAGAGUAUCAACGAGUACAUGAACAUCGACAGUUCGGCUUCAAUGUUAGCCUUAGCUGAGAGGCUGAUGAAAGGUGAGAGUUGUGAGUGGUGCUAUGUGGAGAACUUCAUGUGGGGUGGAGUGGGGUUCUCCUUUGCCUAACAUCUGUCCAGGAACCCUAUCAUGCCAGUGAAAUACACCCCCGCCCCGUCCUGGAUUAAUAGGUAGGACACCAGAUGCCCAAUGAAUGGGGAAAUUAUAUGCAGGGACCAUUGAAAUGAAGGGAAGCUCUGCCCCUUUGCCCUUUUGUUGUGAUUUGCACAGGGCAGUUCAGUGUAACCCUACUCUUUAAGCAUAAAACCUGUGCCUCGGCCGUAUGGCUUCAGACCCUUUCUGUACUGCAGUUUCCACCAUUGCCACUAGAAUCAUGGGAGCAUAGGAAACUGCUACAUCUGGUACACAGACUGAGACCCUACCUACCCGCAGGCUGUCUCGCCAGAGUGGUGCAUGCUCUGGUUAUCUCCCGCUUGGACUAUUGCAAUGUGCUCUACGUGGGGCUACCUUUGAAAGUGACCCGGAAACUACAACUAAUCCAGAAUGCGGCAGCUAGACUGGUGACUGGGAGCGGCUGCUGAGACCACAUAACACCGGUCCUGAAAGACCUACAUUGGCUCCCAGUAUGUUUCCGAGCAUAAUUCAAGGUGUUGGUGCUGACCUUUAAAGCCCUAAACAGCCUCAGCCCCUUAUACCUGAAGGAGCGUCUCCACCCCCAUCGUUCAGCCCGGACACUGAGGUCCAGCUCCAAGGGCUUUCUGGCAGGUCCCUCGCUGCGAGAAGUGAGGUUAUAGGGAACUAGGCAGAGGGCCUUUUUGGUAGUGGAACGUCCUCCCACCAGAUGUCAAGGAAAUAAACAACUAUCUGACUUUUAGAAGACAUCUGAAGGCAGCCCUGUUUAGGGAAGUUUUUCAUGUUUGAUCUUCUUAUUGUGUUUUUAAUAUCCUGUUGGAAGCCACUCAGAGUGGCUGGGGAGGCCCAGCCAGAUGGGUGGGGUAUAAGUAAUAGAUUAUUAUUAUUAUUAUUAUUAUUAUUAUUAUUAUUAUUAUUAUACAGGGUCAGGCCAUUGGUCCACCUUUCUCAGUACUGUAGACACUGGCUGGCAGUCGCUCUCCAGGGUUUCAGCAGGAGUCUCUCCCAGCCCUACCUGGGAAUAUCAAGGAUUGAUCUUAGCACCUUUUGCAUGCAAAACGUACAUUCUACUCACUGAGUUAUAGCACUUCACCUGUUGUAUUUGAGCUCCCACAAACCUCUCCAUGUUUCUACCUUUGUUUUUGGUUUUUUUUUUGGUUUGGUUUUUUAAAUAUAACUACCCAGGCAUUUCUGAGGAGAAGAAUCUCUGCAUCCCAGGAGUCUACUUUCGGCAGUUCCUCCCAGUCUCACCAAAGGUAAUAAUAACUCAUCAUCUUAUUUUCCUCCCAGUGGGAGCUGCACUCAGAGCAGGAUGAGUCCCAGGGGGUCUCGUUAAAUCUGCAUUCAGGUGCCUACAGUCCCCUGUUGUUCUGUUGACUGGGUACCAUUGUGUGUUUUCCAGAAUCCCACAAGGAUUUCCCACUUGAACUGGUUAACCGCCACAUCUAAACAGGUUCCCCCUCCCAUUCCCCAGGCUUAAUGAUUGGAAAUGGUCUUCAAACAAGUUUGUUUUUAAAUACUUCUUAUGCUGUGUAAAUUUUCCAUUUAAAAAACCCUGCAAGUGGCCAACUUUUGCCACACUUAAGAAUAAUCAGAGAUUUUCACGAAUAAUACCAAUGGCUUGAGCCAUAAGGAAGUUCAUGGGAGGAAUUUUCCGCGUCUUCUGCUACUUCCACCAAAUCCACAACGUAUCUGUUCCAGAGGGCCCUUAAUAAUAUCCAUUAUACAGAGGCCUCUUCUGCCCUCCCCAACUGCUGCCAGCCACCACCUGUUGGAUCAUUGCAUUGUGAAGUUGGUUAAGCUGACAGUGUACCUUUGUCAUAAUCACCCAGGAAACUUCAUGGCAGAGCAGAGAAUGGACUGAUCUUCCUGGUCUUAAGUCCAAGAGCUUGACUGUUACACUGCAGAAGUUGUCCACACUGGCUCUAAAUUAAACUUUUGGUCUUUUUUCUUUUCUUUUCUUGUUUAAAGGACCCUAAAAUUUGUAAUGGGACACACUGUUCCUACAUAUUCCAGCCCCAUUUUUCUUUCUCCCUUUGCUUGACAUGCAGGUGAAAUUUGACCUUGUGGUUUCUGCUUUCUCACUCAACGAACUCCAAAGUUAUGCUCAGAGAGUGGAGACAGUGCAGACACUCUGGAGAAAGACAGGUGGCUUUUUGGUAAGUGGGCAAACAGCUUACCCGUCUGAUACUGUGUUUCUCCCCCUAAAUACAUGCAACUGAAGCAACCACAUAUACCUUCCCUGUUAACCUUGCCUUCCAUUCUUCUGUUCCAGGGAUGGGGAAUAACUGGGUGUGGCCCAUGCGGCCUCCCUACCCAUCCUCCAGCAUAUCCUUGCCUCCUCUCUGCCCUCACUCUCACACGUAUUGCAGUAAGGCUUGGGGAAAGCUACCUAUUUGGACCCUGCAAACAUAUUACACGCUCACCAUAAUUAGAGGUGAGGAUGUGUGGAGCUCCUAUUGGCUCCAGUAAAUGGAGGGGGAUAUGCAGUUUCUAUGGGACACAGGUGGCGCUGUGGGUUAAACCACAGAGCCUAGGGCUUCCCGAUCAGAAGGUCGGCGGUUCGAAUCCUCGCGACAGGGUGGGCUCCCGUUGCUCGGUCUCUGUUCCUGCCAACCUAGCAGUUCGAAAGCACGUCAAAGUGCAAGUAGAUAAAUAGGUACCGCUCUGGCGGGAAGGUAAACGGCGUUUCCGUGCGCUGUUCUGGUUUGCCAGAAGCAGCUUAGUCAUGCUGGCCACAUGACCCGAAAGCUGUACGCCGGCUCCCUCGGCCAAUAAAGCGAGAUGAGCGCCACAACCCCGGAGUCGUCCGUGACUGGACCUAAUGGUCCGGGGUCCCUUUACUUUUACCUAUGCAAUUUCUAUUGUCUCUGCAAUUCUCUCUAUUUCUCUAACUGUGACCUGGAUUCCUCUGUACAUUGAAUGAAAAGGGGGCUCCUGAUUCUUAGGGCAACUCAGAGGAAACUCUGUGAGCUGCUGUUCCUGGAUCACCAAGUCACGGCACUGAGAGAGCAGCAGAAAGUGGAGGCACCUGCUUCCUCUAUAUAAAAUCUUAAUAUUGUAGACGACUUCCAGGGAGGCGCCUCCGGCAAUGGCUGGAUUCCUCUGAUCGGGAGGAAUCAGCUCCGUGGAAAUCUGGGUCUGGCCGCCACGGCGAAGGCGGAGACCCGUUAAAAAUCACAGGUGGGAGAAGCCUGUGAGCGUGGGAUUCGGCGGGCACCCUUUGCGCCUCCCCCACUCGCAGGGAAACCCGGUUUCGGGGAUCCGGAGCGACGUGGGGUGAGCGGCGCGGUGCUUCGAAUCAUCUGCUUCUUCCACGGAGUGAAGCCGCAUAGCUGUUGUCAGAGAGCGCUGACUUUUUCCUGUGGACAAAUUGACUCCAAAGUAACUACCCGUGAGUAGAGCUUAAUUGGGAAAAUUUGGCAUCGAAACGGGGAAGGUACAAUACAGGAAGUCCGCCUUCCCCUUUUGUAAAUAGACUGAAGCAAUGGAGGCUGCAAGCUGAAGUCUUGGAAAGCCUUUUGUAAAAGACUAAAUUUCCAUAAGAAUAUAAUCCCCCCCCUCCUUGGAGGCAGGAGAAGAGGGGGGAGGGAAGUUGUUAACUGAGUUUGCCUGCGGAAGAGACCAAGAGAGGUAAAACACCGCCGCUCGGACCCUGGGAACGGGCUGCUAGAAGGUCCGACGUUUUGGUGAGACGACUAUUGACAGUGCUUGGAUCGUGUUGACAGCUAGCAUAAGAGAAGAUACAUUGUUUUUACUGUUUCCAGCAGUGAAAGUAACUGAAAAUUGAAAUUAGUUUGGGGUCGUUUGAACUGUGCUUUAAGAGGAUAUUACUUAUCAAUACAAACAGAAACUGUUUCCCUCUAGUGGAAGUUCUUGAAACUGGCGGCUACAUAAGAUCUGGGCUGGGAAAUUUCCAGUUGUAAGAUAAAAACCGUGAGACUGUGAGUUGACCUUGAAUCUAUUGAGUGUUAUGGCAGAUGCGAAAGACCGAAUGUCGCCAGAAGAGGCCUUAGUGAUUGUACUAGUGAAAAUAAAUGAUUCGCUGGAACAGCUUCACAAGAAAAUGGAUGUGAUAAAUAUGAAAGUGGAUGCUGCAAAUAUUAAAAAUGAUUUAAUGGUAGAAAGUUUAAAUAACCUGGGACAAAAGGUGAAUAUCAAUACAGAAACCACCCAGAAAUUGAUACAGGAAUCUAUCCUGAUACAGCAAACUGCGGAUGAAGUUAAGGAGAAAACCCUCGCUGCUGAAGUUAAAGUAAUUCAACUGAGAGAGAGAGAGUCCCAUCCAUACAAGGACGAUUUGAUGAAUACGAGCUGACACCUGAUAUGACUGAACUUAAAGAGAAACAGAUGAAAUUGAGGAUCAGAGCCCUACCCGAGGAAAAGGAAACCUUGAUAGAGUUUCAGGAGGAGAUAGGACUAACAUUGGUUGAGAAAGAGAGGUAUUGGGGGGUUAGUAUGACCGCCAGAAAUGUGAAUUUAUUCAAGGGCAACUGUGAAGGACUUUGGCUUGAAAACAAGGGGGAUUUGGAAAUAGGGCUAAAUUGGAAGUUGCUAUUGUUGGACCGAGUUGCUGUGGUGUGGGGACGAGGGUUGCGGUGAGGUCGGGGAUGUUGCUUUUGUUUCAAACAUUGCAAGGUUUGGAUGGGAGGGAUCGUUUCAGGAGGUGGCAGAGGGAUGUCUCUAGAUCUGUAUGGCAGGGCAGGAAGCCUCGAGUAAAAUUUAAGAUAUUAACGGAUGCUAAAGAAGGAGGUGGACUUGCCCUGCCAGACCUCUAAAUUUUGUUGUGAAUCAUCUGCUUUUUGCUGGCUGAGAGAAUCGGCAGAAUCCGAGACCAGGGAGAAGAGCUGGUGGAAGAAGAUUGGAAGUUUAAAGACUAUUUAUAGAAAUAUUGCAAAAUUAAUGAAUGUUAGAACAAAGUGGGAAUGAAGUUAUAUGGCUUUAGCAGAAAUGUUAUAAGGAAUUAAGUAUAAAUAGAUUAAUUGAGCAUUAAAGGGAAUAAAAUAAGGUUAGAAUGUGUUAAGAUAAUUAUAGGAUAGUAAACAGAGGAAGAUGGAAAGGAAUUGCUAAAAUAAUUAAUUGAUGUGGAAUACAAAAAGAGAGGUGUGAGGAAGUCAUGGAAAUAAGCGAAUGAAAGAUAUGACAUUGAAAUUGUUUAAAAUGGUCUUUGUUUUGUUUUAUAUGUCUUGCAUUGUAUUGUGUUUUCUGUUUGUUGUUUCUUUUUGCUUCUUUGCUUUGUUUAACUCUUUUUCUUUUUUUUGGUAACUUUUAAACUCUUAAUAAAUAUUAUUUAAAAAAAAAAAUCUUAAUAUUGUAAGCUCCCCAGGACAGGGAUUUCUUCUCGUGUGCCUUGCCCACUGGUGGUGCUAUAGAUAGUAACAACUUUCCCUUGCAUUCCAUGCACUGCAGAAGCCUGCUCUUCUUUGGGAAUGGGGGGGGGGCUGUUGCUCAGCACCACCCAGUGUAUAGUCUCUCCCUUGCCUUCAUUUUUCCAGGUUCUGGUAGAGAACGGGACCAAAGAAGGUCAUCAGAUGCUCAUGGAAGCCCGGGAUCUUAUUUUAAAGGUGAGGCACUUCUCUGUGUUUGUGGCCUUUAAAGAAAUGCAUGCAGGCUAUAAAAUAGGAGUUGACGGCCUUUUUAGACCUGCGAGCAAAUGCUGGGGGUGCAACCCCUGACUUCUUCCUGCUCCCCAGAGAUAGAAAAUGUGUGUGCGCGCAUACGCACAGCUUUUAAAAGUGCUGAGUGAGCAAGUGGGAAUGAGUGUCAUUCUUCCACCUUCCCCUUCCAGUUCUGCAAGCUCUCCAUGGGACAAAAGGUGAUGGCCUCAUAACCAAGGGGGGCUGUAAGUGUGGGCACCAGAAGAAGACAUCAAGGGUGCUGUUACACCCAUGGGUGCUGUGUUGGUGACCCCUGAAAUAAAACGAUUGUUUAAAAAAGGAUAUUGUGCCAGGAAGCAUGUCAGCCUCCUUCUCUUAGACUGAUGAUUGCUUUAUGUCUUCUCCAAAGUUUUUCUCUGGAGCGUGGACUGUAAUUAAUGAGUUUAAGAUUCAUAAUUUCCCUCCUGAAGACCUUUAACUCCAAACUCUGCUAAUUAACAAAACUGCUCCAGAUUACCACUCUUACUUGCACAGAUACUUAAAAAUCCAAUUUUAAUUAAAGAAGGAAAGUUAAUUCCCACCCACCCCAUAAUUGUAACAGGUAUAAUUGUUUUCGGUUGGUUUGUUUUUCUAUUUUGUAAAUGGAGGCUUGUAUGAGGCUUGGGAUUGCUACCGUGGAGGGGCGAGGGAGGUAUGGUGGUGGGGGCAGAUGUUAUAGGCGAAGGGGAUCGAGAUACGGAUAUGCUCGUACCCCUUCCAAUCUGCGCCCCAUCCCGAGGGACGAGGGUAGGGUGAGCAAGGAUUACUCACCUCCGUCACUGGUGUUGUGCAAUGCCAGGUCUAUAGGCAACAAAACCGCCACUCUGCGAGAUUUCUUUACCUCGCAGGGGGUCGACCUGGCUUGUGUGACGGAGACCUGGGUACGCGAAGGGGCAACAGUUACCUUACGAGAGAUGGCGCCCCCGGGUUUCUCCGUCCUCCACCAGUCACGGGCCGGGGGGGAGGGGUGGCAUUAUUAAUCCGGGAAGAUUGUCCUUUCAGGGCUCUACCAUCGCCAUCGAUCCCCGGCAUUGAAUGUGUUGGCCUAGUGUGGGGCUCUGAGGUGAGCUUGGCUGUCUGGCUGGUGUACCGGCCACCUAGCGCACCAGCAGCCACCCUGUCAGGCCUGCUGGAGGCGGUGGCCGGCUGGGCCUUGGAGUUCCCUAACCUAUUGGUAUUGGGGGACUUCAGCAUCCAUGCUGAUGCCACUCCCUCCUCACAGGCUCUGGACCUGGUGUCUUCCAUGGCAACACUAGGGCUCUCCCAGUUUGUUUCAGGCCCCACACAUCAAGCAGGCCACACGCUGGAUUUGAUCUUUGGCGUAGGUAUAGAUGUGAUCAUGUCUCCUUCAAUUAAGGUGCCGUGGUCUGAUCACUACGCUCUGAAAGCCAGGAUUGACUUUCCACCCCCACCCUGCUUAGGUGGCGAGCCGAUUUGGGCUCGCCCGCAGAGGCUGAUGGACCCUGAUAGAUUCCGUCAAGCCUUGCGGGACCUUGCUCCCCCUGGCGACUCAUUGACUGAGCUUGUUGAGGGCUGGAAUACCCAGCUCCUGGCAGCCAUAGAUGAGAUCGCACCUAAGCGCCCUCUGCGACUCCGCAGAAACCGGGCUCCCUGGUUUACCGAGGAGCUUCGGAAAAUGAAGCGGGACCUCAGGCGGCUAGAGCGAGUAUGGCGGGGUGCCCGUGGCGGAGCCUCAAGAACAUCUUAUAGGGUUUUUAUGAAAACCUAUGAGAUGGCGGUGAAAGCCGCUAGAAGUCCUACUUCUCGGCCUCCAUUGCAUCCGCUAGCUCUCGCCCGGCGCAAUUAUUUAGUAUAAUUAGGUCUUUAACGUCCCUUGAAGGACAGCCAAAUUUAAAUAACAAUCUGACACACAGCUGUGAGGCAUUUGCGAGCUUUUUGCGGAGAAGGUCCUGUUGCUCCGCCAUGACCUCCCUGCCAAUUUGGAUACAAUAAAGGAACUGGAGGCCCCUCGACUGUCCUCGGGUCCAGUAUUGGACCACUUUGAUCGGAUAUCCCCAGCCGAUGUGGACAGACUCCUCCGAGCUGGAAAGCCCACCACCUGUCCUCUUGACCCGUGCCCGUCUUGGCUGAUUAGAGCGUGUCCAGGCGAGGUGCGGGCCCCUGGGGAUAUCAUCAAUUUGUCCCUUGGCACCGGGAUAUUUCCAGGGGAAUUGAAGGAGGCAGUGGUGCGCCCGCUCUUAAAGAAAACAUCAUUAGAUCCCUUAGAUCUAUCCAAUUACCGCCCGGUUUCGAAUCUUCCAUUCCUGGGUAAGGUGAUUGAGAGAGCGGUUGCUGAACAGCUUGGUAGGUUUCUGGAUGAAACAUCGGCUCUGGAUCCAUUCCAGUCUGGCUUCCGCGCUGGUCAUGGGACCGAGACGGCUCUGGUCGCCCUAACAGAUGAUCUCCGCAGGCAGCUGGAUCGAGGCGGGUCGGGGCUGCUGAUUCUUCUAGACCUGUCAGCAGCCUUCGACAUGGUUGAUCACGAACUCCUGGACCACCGCCUUGCCGACGUGGGGAUCCAGGGCACAGUCCUUCAAUGGCUGCGCUCGUUUCUCUCCGGUCGGGGGACAGAGGGUGGCGCUUGGGGGGGAAUUGUCAUCCCGCCACUCCUUGGUGUGUGGAGUGCCUCAGGGUGCGAUACUCUCCCCGAUGCUUUUUAACAUCUUUAUGCGCCCCUCGCCCAGCUUGUCCGGAGUUUUGGGCUGGGUUGCCAUCAGUAUGCCGAUGACACCCAACUCUAUCUGUUGAUGGAUGGCCAUCCUGACUCGGCCCCAGACACACUGACCAGAUGUUUGGAAGCUGUGGCUGGAUGGUUACGUGGAAGCCGGUUGAAGUUAAAUCCUUCGAAGACAGAGGUCCUCUGGCUGGGACGGGACGAUAUGGGAUUGGGGGGGCAACUCCCAUCUCUUGCGAGGGUGCAAUUAGUGCCAGCACCGUCCGUUAAGAGUUUGGGUGUAAUCUUCGAUACCUCCCUCUCUAUGGAGGCGCAGAUUACAGCUAUAACAAAGGCGGCAUUUUUCAUCUCCGCCAAGCUAAGCAGUUGGCCCCUUAUCUCUCUCGCCCUGACCUAGCCACUGUGAUCCACGCGACGGUCACCUCCAGACUGGAUUAUUGUAACUCGCUCUACGUGGGGCUGCCCUUGAGACUGACCCAGAAACUCCAGCGGGUGCAGAAUGCCGCGGCGAGACUCCUUAUGGGGUCUUCGCUGCGAGAUCACAUUCAUCCGGUACUAUACCAGCUGCACUGGCUCCCGGUGGAGUACAGGAUCAGGUUUAAGGUGCUGGUUUUAACCUUUAAAGCCCUAUACGGCCUAGGACCCUCGUACCUACGGGACCGCCUCUCCUGGUAUGCCCCACAGAGGAACCUACGGUCUGCAAAUAAAAACAUCCUGAAGGUCCCAGGCCUCAGAGAGGUUAGGCUGGCCUCAACUAGAGCCAGGGCUUUCUCGGCUGCGGCUCCAAUCUGGUGGAACGCUCUGUCACAAGAGACUAGGGCCCUGCGGGACCUGACAUCUUUCCGCAAGGCCUGCAAGACAGAGUUGUUCCACCAGGCCUUUGGUCAGGGCCCAGCCUGACUCCCUCCUCUGGCAACCUGCACAGAACUUUGCUUAACGGUUGCCAUUAAAUUGAUUUUAAUUAAUUUUUAUAAUGAAAUGUUUUAGAAUGUUGGAUUAUUUGAUUGUUUGAUUAUUUGUUUGUUGUUAGCCGCCCUGAGCCUGGCUUUGGCUGGGGAGGGCGGGAUAUAAAUAAAAAAUUUUAUUAUUAUUAUUAUUAUUAUUAUUAUUAUUAUUAUUAUUAUUAUUAUCUAGGCUAGUCUCCAUUUCAAAUGGGCCUGAACUUCUAAACAAGUUGAUAGGCCUGUUCCUGUGAUGGCUGCACCUGCUCGACCUCUGGCCCCUGUAUUUUCCUCAAUAUUUAGCUUCCUUGCCCAUGAUCGAGGAAGGACUGUGAGAAUGACAUGCGUGACUGUUUAAAUGAAUUGUUUCUCUACCCCCAUCCAUCUUCUUCUGUAGGGCACAGAUGAAGUGGUUCAUGAUCCCACAGAGCCUUCCGUUUUUGCCCCGGUGAGUUUAGAAAUUUUCCUGAAGCUAGAUUGAGUAAAAAGGAGCUGCGGCUGCUGAAUCCUGAGAAGAAGGAGGACUUGUGGAUGGUUCCUAGGUCCAGGAAUUAGGUGAUUUACCUGUUCUGGACAGAAUUGUAUCCCCCCCCCCCAAAAAAAAAGGCUGUACACCUGCUUUGGAUUUUGAAUGAAAGCCAGCCUACAAAUGUUUUAAAUGUACAAUAUAAACAACAGUACCAAAACUGCCAAACAGAUACAUGAGAGUAGUGGGAAGCUAAUAUACAGUUCAGAUAUAACCAUCUCAAUAUGAUAAAUCAAGAAUAAACAACCUGAUGCCCCCCAGAUGUUGCUGAACUACAGCUCCCAUCAUCCUAGCCCAUUUGCCAUGUUGGCUAGGGUUGAUGUGUUUUGGGAGUCCCAGUAAUUUCUGGAGGGCAACAACCCCUAAGGUAAAGCAAGGUCUCUUAGACUGAGAAUGAUUGGUGUUUCUGCAAGUUCCCUCUACCCAUCUCUUGUGUGUUUGAAUUCAGUAUUUUGGGGGCUUGUUAAACCACAGUUUCCUGUUUCAUCCUAACAGAAGCCUCGCUUGCAACCUUGGAAAAAAUACUGUGGUUUGCAGUCUGUUUUAGUGGGUGGAACAUAAACCACGGCAUCUAAAUUGUACCAAGUGUGUAAGAAACGAGAGGUUUUGAAAUGAGAUGCAGGAAACAGGCUGUUCAUUUGGCUUAUUGGACCGAGAUUGUUUCAUCUGGACCAUGUCUAAUAAAUUCUUCCACUUAGAGCAAUGUGGAGUAGAUAGGAUGCAAAGGCUUGUUAAUUUGGGGGGGGGGGCUGUGGGCAAAUUAGAUUUUGGUUGUCUUCUAUUCCCAGAGAGAUAAAUAUCCCUACCAUAACCUGAGACUAACAGAUACUUUCUGCCCUUUCUCUCUUAUGCUCAGUGUCCGCACCAUUUGCCAUGCCCUCGUUUGUCGCCUGACCGUAUCCUGCCAUGUAACUUCACCCAGACGUAUUUCCCGCUGCCUUUCAGUUGGGUGAGUUUCCGCUUAUUCCACGUGCAGUGCUUUUCCACGUUGUAUGUUGAUCAACCUCCUGUUGUGUUCAUUUAGCUUGGGGUGUAGUUACAAGCAAUAGGCUGGUUGGCUCAGCUUCACUCAUUUCCAAUAUACCGCAUUUUUCGCCCUAUAGGACGCACUUUUUCCCCUCCAAAAAUGAAGGGGAAAUGUGUGUGCGUCCUAUGGGGCGAAUGCAGGCUUUCGCUGAAGCCUGGAGAGCGAGAGGGGUCGGUGCGCACCGACCCCUCUCGCUCUCCAGGCUUCGGGAAGCUAUCCGCAAGCCUUGGGAGCAUGCGGGAGUUCGCUGAGCAGUCGCACCCGGGCUUCGGGUAGCUCUGCGCAAGCCGCAGGAGCCCUCCCACGGCUUGCGGAGAGCAGCUUGUUCUGGGGGCUGGGGUCAGGGGAAGCUCGGGCUUCCCCCGCCCCAGCCCCGCGCCUGGGGGGGAAAUAAAUUUUUUUUUCUUUAUUUCCCCCAAAAAAACUAGGUGCGCCCUAUGAGCCGGUGCGCCCUAUGGGGCGAAAAAUACGGUAACUUAACUACGUUUCCCUACCCUGUAGACUGCAAAAAAGCAUACUGAGCCCUUUUAUUAGUUGUCACCAUUCAUGCAGGCAGUUCCUCUGCACAGCGGGGUCACAAAACUAUGACAUAGCACACUUGAGAGCAUGCACAGAGCAGAAAGCAAGAGGGGGGAGGGACCAAAUUGUGUCCUCACUCAGGGUGCCAAUAAAAACCUGCUCACUUGUCCACGGUGAUGUGUUUUGUAUUGUUUUUGUUACAUAGACGCUUUUCCCAUGCAUGAACGAUACGGGGCAAAGGGACAUGUUAUUAGGCUCCAUUAACAGCAUCUGUCAAAUAUCCUGCCCUUCUCCCUUCACCUAUCUCAUUCUGGGGGAUCAGGGCUGGGAAAUGCUGGCAUGCUGAAUCGGAUAGGGAGUCGGGCAUCAGUUAAUCCACACCCGAUUAAACAUGAAGCCAACUUCAAGAGUUGGAUCGCUGGGAAGCAAAUUAGUGAGGGGGGGGGAGCUGUAUUCUGCAGAGAUCCAUUUUCCCCUUCCCAACCUUCUGUGUCUUCCUCCAGAACCCACCAAAGAAGGAGGAGAAAUUCUCAUACCUGAUCCUACGCAGAGGAUCGGGGGAACUGGAGCAGCCCUGGCCUCGGAUCACAAAGCCUGUCCUUUGUCGUACCCGCCAUGUCCACGUCCACCUGUGCUGUCCCGAUGGCAGCCUUCAGCACGCAGUGAUUACUUCAAAAAAACACAGCAGGUACUGGAUCUCUUCUCCCGAAGGUGGGAGGGGCCUUGGUUCUAGACUCUCAUUCAUUCUCUGGUGGCACGUUGGGUGUAGACUUUCCCCCUACUUCUAAUAUUUUAAUUUUAUUUCAAGAUUCAAAGUUGUACUUUGUCACUCAAUAGUUAUAAUCCUAUUCCACUUUAAUUCUCUGGACAAAGUAACUGCAAGAAUGAUCAAGGCACCGGAGUAACUUCCCUUUGAGAAAUUUUAUAUCAUUUGGGGCUUUUAGCUUAGAAAAAUAGCCGGUAAAGUGUCUGUUUGUGUGUAACACAAUAGAGGUUUGUAAUAUUAUGCGUGGUGUGGAGUUACGUAAACGGAGGGGUUUUUACACCCUCUCUCAUGUAGGGAUCAUCUUCGCCCAUCGUUCUCUCCUACAGGGAUAUUUACAGAUGUGCCCGGAACUGUGAAUGUGGAGACCGCCUCCCUGUUUUGAACCUGGAUAGCGAGCCAGACUCGGGAGAAGAGAGAGGCGACACGGAUGAAGAUCACCUCUGAUGGGAGCUCUUUCCAGCCACCCUCCUCAUCCCAGCAUAUACCACAUCCUCUAAGAGACAUCUUGCAUCAGAUGGGCUUACAAAUGCUGGAUGGCUUUCCAGAAUCCAUGAGCUGGUUGGAUAAACUGGUGCCACAAGGCACAUUUCCAGGCCUUCCUGGCCUAGUGGGGGAAUUGUGGCAUCUUAGAGAGCAGAAGCUUUCAGUAAGCUUCAGGCAGUUUUAUAUCAGUGUUAAACAUACAGAAGUUGUUCCUGCUCCUUGGAGACACACUGCGCAUGUAUUUAUUGUAGAUCUGUUUUUGCUGUGGUCUUACAUGGCUGCAUAUUUAUUCAUAAACUCCAAAGAGUCAUUUUCUACUUAACCAGUCACCAGAGAUGCUUUGCCCGUCUAUAUUCUCUGUCCGAGAUGUGCAGAUUGCAGGCUGAAAACAAACAUCAAGCUCUCUGGUGUGUCUGUUUCUGCUGCUACCCCUUUUCAGGUGGUAAGGUGUACAGGGUUGAACCUUUAAAUCCCUCCCCUGUUCUCACUUCUCUAAAAUCUAUCUGUUCAAGACCCCUGUAUUGUGGAAAGGAUAGCUCCAAACCUCCCUGUUAUUGUAUUCGUAGGAGGAAUGUUAUGGGAGAAAAGAUCUCCAGAAAGAUCUCCUCUCCCAUGCAAAAAAAAAAAAAGGAUUGCAAGGUGCUUCUGCCUGUUUGUCCUAGUUCUUAGGUAAAGUCCCUGUUUGAAGAGACUGAGUAAACCUGUUGGUGCAGUUACUUUCAUAGGAACCCAGUAGGAGGCUUAAUGCAGCUGGACUGCAUGGGAAGCCUUGCCUAUGCAUGGGGAACCUGUGAGUCUCUGGAGGUUAGACUUCCAUUGGCCUCCCAUGGUCAGGGAUGAUGGGGGUGGUUGUCCAGCACUAUCUGGACCACCCUAGACAAGCCACCUUUAGGCUGGGAGGAGCUGCCUCUGGGGCUUAGUGCAGAUGAAUUUCUCCUUUAGAACGUGGACAGUCAAGUUGGAUAAAGAAUGCCAAAGCAGCAGAGAUCCUUUCCCUUUUUUCAAGGCAGGCUCAUGGGUGGAAGAAUGUGAUUCUAAAUGGAAUUUGUGGGGGUGAGCCUGAAACAAGGAGCUGGUAGAUCUCUAGUUUUGGUCCAGGGCUGAAGGGUGUGAUCUUGACUCUUGGUUUCAUUCUCAGCUCUGGAAUUAGAUGUUUAAAAUAGGGCUAGGAGGGAUCCUGGAUUCAGUUCCUUGUUUUGGAGUUGGGGCAGAAAGUGGAGAAGAGCCAAGUGUGUGGGGGCUGGGAUUCCUGAGGUGUGCAAACAACUCUAGGAUGAGUGCUGGAAUUAAUGUAUUAUUAGGUGAUUUAAAAAAUAGUAAUCCUGUCUUCUAUGGUGUUCACACUCCCAAAAUGGCUUAGCAACAGAUAAGAAAAUAUAACAAAGUUUAUAUAGAGCAAGAACAUUGAAGUAAGAGCAGCAGGCUGCACAGAUGUUACUGGCCCAGAUAUGGAAAGAAGACAAAGUUCCCACUAGAGUGGCAUGCUGAAAUGGCUAAAAUGACUGGAAGAGGCAGAAAUCAGGAAGACCAAAACUUUAACAAGGAAUGGGGGAAAUUUAUAACUUACCUUAAGGACCAUUGUAAACAGGUAAAAUUGUUAGUAGGAUUGGAGUAUCACUUGUAGCUUAAGGUUGAAUUCUGGACAUAACGGAAGAGGUAUUUGGAUUAUCAUAAAAGAAGCGGGAGGAAAGGAUUAAUAACAGGGCCCAUAAAGAGGAGGAUGGAAGUCCUUGGAAUCUUGUUGUUAUGAUAUAGUUCUGUAAGAUUUUAAUUUGAAAAACCAAAUAAAUUUUAUAAAAAAUAAAGUAAGAGCAGCAGAUGUAGUGUGAUAAAAUUGAAAGAAUACAGGCACAGUGUCGUAAAAUUAUUACAAACCAAACUGGGAUUGAACUCAGUUUUUAAGGCUCUUGUAAACAUCAUGGUUUCAUGCUUAUCUCCCACAGCUGGAGGGGGGGGGGAGGUGUAUGAGUGAACACCCGGAAGUCCCUGUCCAUGGUACUUACUGUCAUUAAAGGUCUUAGCAGUAGACCAGAGAAGAGCACCAGGGUUAAGGUUCAGGCAGGUACAGAUGAGUGUGGAUGGUCCUUCAGGUAGCUAGUUCCAAACCAUACAGGGCUUCUCAGAUUACUACUGCCCUGCUGAAGCUAAGGAGGUCUUGGUCUGGUCAGUGCCUGGGUGGCUGACGAUUGCUUUGGGUUUCAUGAUGGGGAAAAUGAGCUAUAACUGAGUAAUAAAGUAACAUUUCACUUCUGCUUGCCAAGUCCAGGUUUUCAGCACUUCCUGCCUCGGGUGAAGCAGAUGAACUUGGUUCUUUGCUCGAGAUUCACAGCCCAUGUGCCGGAGUUUCUUUAGGAAGGAUCCCGAGACUCUGGAAUGUGCAAGUGCCCCACUGACUCAGGUUGCAAUCCUUUAUAAAACCCGCUAACUCUCAUCACUAGGGCAUACUGCUGAGUUUCUUUUUUUUAUAUAAUAAUUUUUAUUAACCGACCGAUCAAAUCAAAUCACAUCACAUUAAUUCCGAAUUACAAAGCUGAAUUUUAAAUUUUUUGUUGGGGGGACCCAUAUUUCAAGUUCCGAAGGGGAUUCCAAUCAUCUUCUUGCUGCUGCGUUAAUAUACACAAAUCUAUCCAAAUAAUAUUCAUAAUUCUAUCCAGUCCUAUCUUGCUGUUCUCACAUCUCAUCUUGUUCGUAUAUUUUUCUUUUUUCCUUUAUGAUCUCUUCUGAUAAUCUCCUUAAGCAGGUAAACACCAGUUAUAAUCCUGUGUGAAUUUUCCAUUCGUCCAAUCUUCAUGUCGAGAUGGUUUCCAUAUAUCAUCACUUUCAUAAAUAAAAGCACUCUUUCCAUCAUCAGUCUCGCAAAUCUGUCGCCUUCUUUAGUCCCUCCUCCUCCCAGACAUAAGUCUUUCGACAGAACUUGCUAAAAUGGCGACGCUAUUUUUUGCUGCAUCAUUCCAAAGCUCUUAUACUUUCCACGGUCUCCUUAAACCAUGCUUUGGUUAGAAAAUUAUCUCCACACAGUCUUAAAUCCUCAGCUUAAGUCAUUUAAACGGCAUUUGUGACUGGGGGGGGGGGGGAUUCGUGGUUAAUCACAUAGAGAAAAGAAAGGAAAGUCCCCCCCCCAUCCAGUCCCGUUGCCAAACAUACUGAGCCUUGGUGUGUCUUCUCAUGAUUUAUGAGUUCCUCCGACCCGUCUUGUUUCUCAGAGAUCUCUUCGGUUAGCAGUGUUUACUCCGCGUUCUUCCUUGAAAUAUGUGCAUUAGCUUCCUCCUAAUUGUUUCUUUUGAAGUUGCUGCAGCUAGAGGCGCGAACCAGAGACAGCGUCCAGGAGCGCCGAAAUCCACACAAGGGCUUUCUGCCUAGUGCCCCCACCCCCUCAAAUUCGGGGGUGGUAUAGGGCACAGCAGGCAAGGGCAGUCGUCCCCCCCACGCUUGGGGGGGCCGGGAGGCUGUUUACUGCCAUCACAG
Molecule: messenger RNA, 23623 nt
Organism: Podarcis lilfordi (Lilford's wall lizard)
Lineage: Eukaryota; Metazoa; Chordata; Lepidosauria; Squamata; Lacertidae
Source: the annotation of a GenBank genome assembly